This is a messenger RNA of Neolamprologus brichardi, 5390 nucleotides long. RefSeq names its product sterile alpha motif domain-containing protein 9-like. The record is from RefSeq and is a predicted model, not a curated record. Gene Ontology annotation, cellular component: cytoplasm. Gene Ontology annotation, molecular function: protein binding. Lineage: Eukaryota; Metazoa; Chordata; Actinopteri; Cichliformes; Cichlidae.
UUGAAGGAAAACAGAAUGUAGGCUACAUAGUGCCUCCGUUAUGUUGAUCGUGCACCUACAUUUCUGCACACAGUAGGCGCCAUCAUAUUUCAUAUUCACUAAGUCGACUGCCAAAACGAAGCCUGAGGUGAUCCAAAAUGAACCAGUCAACAACAAGAAAACCACCUCAGAUUGAAAAAUGGACCACAGAGGAUGUUCACCAGUGGCUGAUGGCAGACGUCAAAGUUCAACAGAGUUGUGCAGACAGAUUUACUGAAGAGGAAGUGUCGGGGGCAUGUUUAGUUUCCUUCAAUAAAACAGACAUUUUGGACUUCGGAAUAAAACACGGUCCUGCUGUGAAAAUCACAGCUUAUCUGGAAAGUCUGAAAAAAGCAUGUAAGCAUCAAUCAGAGUUCCCAGAAUAUGUGGAAAAAUGGACCAAAGAGCAGGUGAGCCAGUGGUUAGUGCAGCAUGUGAAUGUAUACAGCAAAUAUGCAGAACGACUCCAAGAGGAAGAUGUGUCUGGAGAUUGCCUUGUUUGCUUCAGGAAGCAGGAUUUAGUGGAUCUAGAUGUAAAAGGUGGUCCUGCUGUAAGAAUUAUUUCAGCACUCAAACUACUGAACCAGAAACCGGAGCCAACUCUGCAACCUAUUACAGACCAAAAAGAAGCUGCCAAACCCACUGAACCAGGAAAUGCUCAGGCCAAAAAAAUAAACCGUCCAGAAUCAUAUGAAAACACUGAAUCCAAAAGAGAUGGGAUAGUGGAAAAAGACUCCAAACAGAUUCAGUUACCAUUUGGUAAAACUUCAGAGAAGGAAGAAAUUCAACAACCAAAGCCACAGAACACGGGGGUCUGGAACAAAGGAACUGUUGUGACCACAGUGUCACCCGAUGCAUCCAGGAUUACUGUGGAGAUCAAGAACAUCCUUGAUGACCUUUCCAAAGUGGAUCUUAAAACAUUUAUUUUUCAUUUAAGAUUACACACUGAAUCCAAACGUAAACCUAUUUCUCAGAGUAAACUGGAGGAUAAGGACAGCAUGGACAUAGCUAAAUUAAUGACUGCCCACUAUGGAAGCAAGGGAGUUCCACAGGUCGCAAUACAAAUUCUAAAAGAGAUAAAUCAGCUGCCACUUGCCCGUCAGCUGGAAGAAAGAAUAAGUCAGCUGAUGCAGAUGACUCUAUCAAAAGAAUCUGUGAGGAAAGAAGCAAACCAGGGAGAAAAGCUGAAGACUUUGUUAAGUUGUGGUGGAAACUCACUUGAUAACUAUGACAAAUUUGUUGUUGUUGUAAACAAGAGCCAUCAAGAACAACUACAUUAUCUUCAGUUUCUGACGAAGUUGAAACUGUUCUGCGUGUUAGACCUUGACCCCAAUUCUGCUGCCUCAGGUGGAUUGUGUCACUCAUACAGAGAGUUGAGGGUAGCCAAUCUGCAUACACCACCACAAUUUCAAGGACAGACUGAGUCAGUGAUAAAGAACCUCAACCUUUACAAACAGACCAGCUGGGUGUUCUGUAAUGGCCGACAUGACUUGAACAGUGAGUCAAACAUGACGCUUGAUUAUAAGAACUGGUUCAGACAAUAUAGUAAGUAUGUAGAAAUGUUAAUUUCAUUCAUCUGCAACACUGAAGUUCUCCUCCAUGGAAGAUAUCUGAUCAUCUUCCUCCUACUUUCACCUGUGGACACUGAGAAAGACCCAGUCUUUGAUAUCUACAAGUCAUUCAUAAAGCACAUUAAGGAGGAAAACAUCAUCAGUGUAUGUGAGUCGCAGAGCACAUAUCUGAUAUGGAGGGAGCUGAUCAAGGAGAAGUGUGACUUUGACAUUGAGCAUCUGUCCAUAAAUGAACUAACCCUGAGUGAGAUCAAUGGCACCAUAAUGGCGAUGGGACCAUUCAGUCAGUCAUCUGUACGGCUGCUUCCCUCUUCUGGUUCCAGUACUGUUGUCCUAACACAGAAGGAUGAAGAUUUACUGACAGCUCUAGAUGUUUUGUGUACGAACCAAUGUGAAAGUGUAUAUGAUGAAAACAGUUCAGAGUUUCAUGAAUUUAGAAUCAGUGUUGAAGAAGAAUUCUACAGAGGUGGCAAAGUGAAAUGGUGGAACUUCUACUUCUGUGACAAAGACAAAGAGAAGCCAUUUAUCAAGAGAGACAAGUAUGAGAAUUUGAUGAAGCUGAUCAGAUCUCAGUGGAGAGCUUCAAACGACAUGUGUGUUCUGCUCAACCUGUUUCACCAUCCUGGCUGUGGCGGCACCACCUUAGCAAUGCAUGUGAUGUGGGACCUCCGUCAUGAAUUCAGAUGUGCCGUGCUGAAAGACAACUCCAUGCCCAAAACAGAAGUUGCCAUCCAAGUUAUUAAACUAAUGAAACUUGAAAGUGAGAAACCGUCUCCAGUUCUGCUCUUAGUUGAUUCAAAAGAAACGGAUAAUCCUUAUGAUCUUGUGAUCUCCAUACGUAAAGCUGCAGUAGAAGAAAACUUCAGUGUAAGUGCAGAUGAUGCACCAAACUGGAAAGUCAUUAUCCUUAACUGUGUUCGUUCCCAUAGUCCAAAGCAGCAAUACAAACAGCACAAUCAAACACAGAAUCAGUUCAUAACUGCUUCUUUGACCCCACAAGAGCAGAAAGAUUUUGAAAAGAAACUCAAAGAGCUUGAAGAAACUCAUGACAAACCUGAAAACUUUUACAGUUUCAUGAUCAUGAAGAACAAUUUUGACCAAAAAUAUAUAGAUGACCUUGCUCAUAACACUCUGGAGAAUUUUGAUUUCAGCAAAAAGGAGUCUGAGCUGUUUGCCUUUCUAGCUUUACUGAACAUAGUGGAAGAAUCAGAAAUAUCUCUCUCUCUCUGUGAGGAUUUUUUGGGGAUGAAAGUUUUUCGCUGGAGAGAGGACAGUGUUUUGGAAAGAAUGAAUCCAUAUUCAAACCUUCUCAUCAUAGACAGGAUUGAAGAAUCGGGUGGAUACAAAGGACUCCGGAUACUUCAUCAGACCAUUGCAUCUGCCUGUCUGGCUGAGUUGGAGAGAAGCUGCUACAAGAAAGUCAGUGAAAUUGCUAUGCAGAUGCUCCAUUAUGAUCUGUUCUUCAGUACUUUCGUUGUUAAACACCGACUGAUGCGCUCAAUUGAACGAAUGUUGAUUGAAAGGCAACGUAAGAAAGAUGGAGAUGAGAGAGAACUAUUUUCUCCUCUCAUACACAAAAUCCAUAACCUGCAGGGGAGACAAACCGUCCAAGAAAUCUUUGUGAAAGCCUCAUCCAGAUUUGUGACAAGAUCAUCUAUUCCUCAGGCACUGGCGAGAUAUUUGUACAUCAAUGAGCGUGACUACCCAGAGGCUCUGAAGUGGGCAGAAAAAGCCAAAGACAUUAAAGAAAAUCCUUACACCUUUGACACAAUCGGACAAAUUCACAAAAGCAAUUUAAAGUAUAACAUGGACAGAGAAAAGCAGGAGAAAUCACAAAAUCCAGAAGACUUGCACACAAACAUUAAAAUAGCCAUCAAUGGUAUGAAAGCUUUUCAAAGAGCCCAAGAGCUGGCAGAGCUUGCCGACGAACCACAAGAAGAAACACCUGAUGAUGACUCACAGGACUACCCCAGAAAGUCAUAUAAUGUUUAUGGGUAUGUGAGCAUGCUAGAAAUGGCUUUCUUGGUCUUUGACAUACUGAGCAAGUUGCCUUUCUUUUGGGAACAAGACCCCAUUAAGAAAAUGUACCUCCAGAGCUUUCUUAGAGGAAAAAUUAGGAUGACAAGUGUUCACAAAGAGGACAAUGAGAUCAACAACAGAUGUGUUGAGAUCAUCAACGAGCAUGAGAGGUUUCUUGUCAAACUGAAGUCUGAAGUCAAAGAGAUAUUUGAUUUUCUUGACUGUUACUUUGCCUACAUAAAACAGAACUCUGAAUUUGAUGCAUUGAAUCAUAGAACAGUCUCUGAACAUUUUAAGAAGUAUGUGCAGCUUUUCUGUACAACACCAGAAGAAAUGAAGAAAGAAAAAGAAAACAAGUCCAACCUCAAUUUGAAAUUGGAUAUCGAGGAACGCAAAGUGUUUCUUGAAAAGAACCAAGCAGACACUUUCUCAAGAAUACUUCAACAUUUGGACAAACCUGCCAAAGAGAUGGAGAAGAUCACAGAAUGCUACGCAUUUCUGCACAAAGCUGUCAGCCAAAAACACAACAUACAAAUAAAAAUUAAUUACAUCGUAUCAAACAUUGUUCUUUGUCAUCUGAAACCAAAAUCGAAACAUGUCAAGAGUUACGGAGACCUUUCUGCUCUCCUUUUAGAAACUCUGCAGGAUAUAGGACUAGAUCAUCAUCUCCCAGAUGCUUAUUAUCUGGCUCUGCUGUUAUUCUGGCCCAGUCCUACUGAGGAAAACACAGAAAUCGGGAAAUAUGUGACAGCUAUUCGAAAGUCCUCCCACAAACGCCUGUCCAAGUUAUUGCACAAGAGAAGCACCAUUGCUUACUUUUAUUUAACAAAAGAGGAGGGACUAAAGAGGUUUGUCUCCAAACCCACACUAGAUGAGAGCUUUCUGAAAAAGAUUUCUCGUGAUACUUUGGCACAACUUUGGAGGAACGGAGACAUAUUUAAGGAAAAAGCAAUCAUCAGCCGCCUACAUAGGGUUAGUGGAACCAUUGAGCAAGAAGACAUGUAUGCAAACUAUGGUAAACAGAAGAUUCCGGUGCGUCCAGCUCGCAUAAGUGGAAUCAGAAGUGGCUUCAGCACAGAAAAAGUGUCUUUCUACCUUGGAUUUGCAAUUAACGGACCAAUUGCAUAUGAUAUUAAAUAUGAAAACUAGGAAGGAGACAUUAAAAAUGCAACAAGUGAGUCAAGAAACUGAAAUGAAAUGGGGUUAGCCACCAAUGUGUUACUGUUAAAAAUUAUCUUGUAAAAGAACAACAUGUAGGAAGAGACAGUAAGAAAAACUGUAAAGGUAAACUUGCACUGCUGCAGUCCAUUUAUGGACUAUCCAUAUAUAAUUGUAUAUAAAUUUAGUCUGUUUAUUUAAUUGAAUGCUUUUCAGAUAGUUUUGGUUCUGAUAUGAAAAGAUUGAGUGGUCACUUGGAACAGCAUGUUGUAAUUAUGUAAGAAAUAUAAAGUUUUUUGUUACUUUUCAUUUGAAAAACAUUGUUCCCAUCAGUCAUCUUAUUAGAAUUCCAAUCAGUUUUUUGAUACAAUUAUUUGACUGUAGAGUCAGAGAGAUUUAUAUUAUUGAUAAAUGUUUACUAAGCUCUGAAUAAUAAAAUAGAAAAAUGUGUAAAUUUUGAAAAUUAUUUACAGGUAAACAACAAACAAGUCAUCAUAAUUUAGGUCUUUCUGGAAACUUGAACAUCUUGCUUGAUGGAUAUAUGCACUUGAUUUUGGCCAUCUGUCUUUACAGUAAUAAAUGUCAGGAUGUUCCUGAAAUAAACACAUGAAUGUUUAUUUUAAA